CGCCCAGACACGAGGACCAGCUGUUGAUUUCGCGGCAAAGUGGGCGUGGACAAACAACUUGGUUCGCCGCUCAGUUCAACUUUUGGCGUCUCUUGCAACCCAACAGCGACCUUACCACCAUUCUGCCGGCGUUGUACGUGUUUACUACUACCACCACCAUCACCACCAUCGUUACCGGUGCCGUUGUUUGAAAGUCGACACGCGAAGUUAUUCGAGGAGGAGCGAAAAGGGGGUGUGGGUGUUAUAAUAGGCGCUCCGGGCGGCCAUGGACAACUUUCAGAAGGUGGAGAAGAUCGGGGAGGGCACGUACGGCGUGGUGUACAAGGCGCGCAACAAGCUCACGGGCGAAGCGGUGGCCCUCAAGAAGAUUCGACUCGACACGGAGACUGAAGGCGUUCCAAGUACAGCCAUCCGAGAGAUAUCACUUUUGAGGGAACUCAACCACCCAAACAUUGUCAGGCUUCUGACCAUAAUACACAGCGAGAAGAAACUUUACUUGGUCUUUGAGUUGUUGGAUCAGGAUCUCAAAAAGUUUAUGGAUAAUGCUACGCCAUCAGGAAUCCCAUUGCCACUGGUGAAAAGCUACCUGUAUCAGCUGCUACAAGGAAUUGCUUUUUGCCAUUCCCAUCGCAUCCUACACCGUGAUCUCAAGCCACAGAACCUGCUUAUUAAUGCCGAAGGUGCCAUCAAGCUAGCAGACUUUGGGCUUGCAAGGGCUUUUGGUGUCCCACAGCGCACGUAUACACAUGAGGUGGUGACCCUUUGGUAUCGUGCACCAGAGAUUCUGCUAGGUUGCAAGCACUAUUCCACAUCCGUUGAUGUCUGGAGCAUUGGCUGCAUCUUUGCUGAAAUGCUGACAAGGCGGGCACUGUUCCCUGGAGACUCAGAAAUUGAUCAAUUGUUCCGAAUAUUCCGGACGCUGGGUACACCAGAUGAGGUUGUAUGGCCGGGCGUCUCACAACUGCCAGACUACAAGUCGACCUUUCCACGGUGGGCUAAUCAGGAGCUCACCAAGGUGGUGCCCACCCUUAACUUCGAAGGAAGGGACUUGCUUGCUCUGAUGUUGCAGUACGAUCCCAACCAAAGAGUCACUGCAAACAUGGCUCUCUCACACUGCUUCUUUCAAAAUGUGAAACAGAUUGUACCCCAACUGAGGUCGUGACUUAUCAACCGAAGCAUUCAAAGUCAAGAGUUUGUUCAUCAAUGGUGUUUAUGGGCAUUUGCCAUGAAAUACACCCCUUAAAGACUUGUACAUGGUUGUAUUUUAGCUUACUGCCGUUUGCCUGACAACAUUUGUUCUCUUCAGCGAGUUGCAGAGUGUGUAUAUGUAAUGAUGAUUCUACAUUCCAGAAUCCCAACCUUGGAAACAUAUUUUGUUGCUUUCAGUGUUGGAAAUUUGCAAACUGUUACAUGUUUUAAAAGUUUACGAAUUGUAAAAUAUUACUUAAUGCUGCAUUGCACAAAAACUACUGUUGAAAUCUUGUAAUGCAAUUUAUAAUAAAAAAAAGUUUUUUUCAGUUCAA
This is a messenger RNA of Petromyzon marinus (sea lamprey), 1523 nucleotides long. Its product is annotated as cyclin-dependent kinase 2-like. Gene Ontology annotation, cellular component: cytoplasm; cyclin-dependent protein kinase holoenzyme complex; nucleus. Gene Ontology annotation, biological process: regulation of gene expression; regulation of G2/M transition of mitotic cell cycle; G1/S transition of mitotic cell cycle. NCBI's taxonomy places the organism in Eukaryota, Metazoa, Chordata, Hyperoartia, Petromyzontiformes, Petromyzontidae. The record is from RefSeq and is a predicted model, not a curated record. Gene Ontology annotation, molecular function: cyclin binding; cyclin-dependent protein serine/threonine kinase activity; ATP binding.